AUGAUUUCUUUCGUCGCGGUCCUUUUCAUGGCAGUGCUGGCUUAUCUGCCCUACAGCUCUGUUCUUCUGCCUGCAAACUCGUUCGAUCUUACAAGGCGCGAUCUGGGCUCGAGCGGAUUCACCUCCGCGUCGUGGAUCUGGCUCUCCACGCCCUCCUCGUCACCUUUCACACACAACGCUCCGGCCGGCACCGCAUCCUUCCUCAAACUUCUUCCCACCCCGCCCAACAAAUCUGCGUCCUCCGCGCUCAUCACCAUCACCGCCGAUGACUCAUUCACACUCUGGGUCAACGGGCAGCCCGUCGGCGCGUCGCCUCCGGGCGACGGGAGAUGGAAGACGGCGUUCCAGUUCAGCGCCGCGCUCAACGCGUCGGACAACAUCAUCAGCGUGAUGGGGGUGAACGCCUUCCGGCCCUUCAACACGAAGAACAACGCCGCAGGCCUCAUCGCGGCGGUUCAAGUCCGCUACACGGACGGGUCUACCGAAGUAUUCGGCACGGACGGAACUUGGCUUGGUGCGGGCCCGAAUAACACGCAGUCGGCCUCGACGUACCCCGUCGGUUUCCCGCUGCCGUCUGCGGAUCAAGUGGGUUUGCUGACCAGCGGGAUUGGAUGGUCCAACGUCAGCGUCGCGGGACUGUGGAACACCGUCGGGUCGUGGGGAAACACCUCGCUCCUCCCUUCCCCGGCGUUCGGGGUGCAGAACCUGACCGGGCAAGCGUCGUGGAUCUGGAACUCGGGAAACGCGUCCGCGGGUUUCGUGGGAUUCCGUAAGACGCUCGUGGCCCCGGAUGGGAAAACGCCCGCCAACGCAACGUUGUUGGUGACAGCGGAAAGCGCGUUUCAGCUGUUUGUUGAUAGCGCCUACGUCGGCGCGUCGCCGUUCGACGAUAACGCAUCCGGGAGCCCCUGCACCUGGCAUUUCGCCCAGCGAUUUGCGGUCCCCAUCAUUGCGCAGACCACAACCUUCGAUAUCAUUGCCCAAAACUUCUCCGCACAGCAGAACGCCAGUGCGGGCGUCCUCGCCGCCAUUCUCAUCCAAUACAUGGACGGAUCGAGUCAGAUGAUCGGCACCGACAACACGUGGCUAGCCUCCGGCGCACUGGACAGCAACAAUCCCAGCGCGUUUGUCGCCUCGGAUUCGAAAUCUCUCAGCAUGGCGUCUGUGCUCGGGUCGUACGGCACGGCGCCCUGGGGCCAGCUGACCGGGACGUCCGAUGUACUCAAUGCUGCGCUGCUGCCGGCCAACGUCCCGGUCGCCGCUGGUCCACCAACAUCCAUCUUGAAUUUACCCCCGCCGACGACUACGACGACGUCGACUCCCGGGGGUUUCAUUCCCGCACAGACGAGUGUCCUUUCCGUUCCGACGCAGAGUUCCAAGACCAGCCAAUCUUCAAGCGCGGCCGUCGGUCUUGUCCAAAUUUCCUGGUAUUCUAUCCUUCUUGUCGGUUUCUCUGCGGCCGCUCUCAUGAUAUGUUGA
This is a messenger RNA of Mycena citricolor, 1479 nucleotides long. The record is from the annotation of a GenBank genome assembly. NCBI's taxonomy places the organism in Eukaryota, Fungi, Basidiomycota, Agaricomycetes, Agaricales, Mycenaceae.